Molecule: messenger RNA, 2244 nt
Organism: Scophthalmus maximus (turbot)
Lineage: Eukaryota; Metazoa; Chordata; Actinopteri; Pleuronectiformes; Scophthalmidae
Product: leucine-rich repeat transmembrane neuronal protein 4
Exons: 2
Coding region: 484-2082 (532 amino acids)
Molecular function (GO): protein binding
Source: RefSeq, a predicted model, not a curated record
CAACGGGUCUAAUCCACAGAAGACUGUGCUUUUUCCUGGCACUGCCCACAUCUGAAUUAGGAUAAAUCCAAUUUGUCGGCUUUGGACCACGGUUUAAUCCCCUUGAAUAUUCUUUACUUGGUCGGUUUCGUAUCUGUUUUCUACCACUAAACCUGGAUUCAACAAUUUGCGUCGCGCUGUUUAAAAUGUAGGUUAUUUUACAUCCUUACAAAACACGCGCUCAACAUUGUCGCGUUCACGCGGAUUGAGUGCAUCCGUACAAAGGCUGUGUGGGGUGGCAGUCUGGAAUAUGCAUAAUCAAGCUCCUGUUGUGCGGUAACGUGGGAAACUACAGGCAGAGGUUGGUGCACACCAUCUGGAGCUCUUCUCAUCUCCGACAGGUGUGAGGCUGUGCGCAAAGCCGACCUGGCUGGUAUAUUUUCCGCGCAGACAGGCGUCCUGGGAGAGAUCGCCGAGUGCGUCUAACAUGUGGACGCGGAACGCAUGCAACAGAGCGCCUUAAACAUGUGGAGGAGCCGACAGCGCACACAUAUGGGACUUCCAGUGCUUUUCAGAUGCCUUGUAUUUACAGUGUUGGUACCCACCUGGCUGCUUGCUGCUCCAAGUGGGAUCCGUGAUCGUCCUUGCCCCCAGAGCUGUAGAUGUGAUGGUAAAAUAAUAUACUGCGAAUCCAACGCCUUCCGUGACAUUCCAAACAAUGUGUCUGUAGGCACACAGGGUCUGUCCCUGCGUUACAACAGUCUAGUGAACCUCAGAGCCCACCAGUUCGCAGGGCUGAGUCAACUAGUCUGGCUCUACCUUGACCAUAAUUACAUCAAUGCUGUGGAUGGCCAGACUUUCCAUGGGAUACGGCGGCUCAAAGAACUGAUUCUGAGCUCAAAUAAGAUCACAAAACUUGAAAACAACACUUUCCAUGACGCUCCUAAUUUACGUAAUCUUGACCUCUCCUACAACAAACUGCAGGUUCUCAAGCCUAAACAGUUCUUCGGUCUACGGAAACUGCUUAGUUUGCACUUGAGGUCCAAUUCCUUAAAAACUGUCCCAAUGCGAGUUUUCCUUGACUGUCGCAACCUGGAAUUUCUUGAUAUUGGUUACAACAGGCUACGGAGCCUCACACGUAAUGCCUUUGCAGGACUUCUUAAACUCAUUGAGCUUCAUUUGGAGCACAACCAGUUCUCAAAGAUAAAUUUUGCUCAUUUCCCCCGCCUGACUAAUCUGAGGGCACUUUAUUUACAAUGGAACCGUAUCAAACUGCUAACCCAAGGCCUGCCAUGGAUAUGGACUGCCUUGCAAAAGCUGGAUCUUUCGGGAAAUGAACUCCAAGUGCUGGACCCAAGUACAUUUCAAUGCCUCCCUAAUCUCCAGACACUCAAUCUGGACUCCAACAAACUCACUAAUGUGUCUCAGCAGACGGCAGAGACUUGGAUCUCCCUCACGACCAUCAGUCUGGCUGGUAAUUUGUGGUACUGUAACCCCAACAUAUGUCCCCUGGUGGCCUGGCUCAAGACCUUUAAGGGUAACAAGGAGUCCACUAUGAUUUGUGCUGGCCCUAAGGAGGCACAAGGAGAGAAAGUGACUGAUGUGGUGGAGACCUAUAACAUCUGUACAGCAACAUCAACUACUAUCACCUCAACAGCAUCUCCCCUCACUUAUACAUUUCCAGCAGAGCUGCUGCCUCUUCCCACGCAGUCUACGGUGGAUAAGAAGCUGAUCUCGAACAAGACAGCCUCCCCGGCUCCUUCAGAGGUCUCCCCCACCAUCCCCUUUCCCGAUACUGAGUAUGUGUUCUUCCACAAGAUCAUAGCUGGUAGCGUAGCCCUCCUCUUAUCUGUGGCUAUUAUUCUACUGGUAAUCUUUGUCUCAUGGAAGCGCUAUCCCAGCAGCAUCAAACAGCUUCAGCAGCGCUCAACGGUUAAAAAGCGUCAGAAAAAGGCACGGGAGACUGAGCGCUCCCUUAAUUCACCACUGCAAGAGUACUAUGUGGACUACAAGCCUUCACACUCAGAGACUAUGGAUGUGCUGGUUAAUGGGACAGGACCUUACACAUACACCAUCUCAGGCUCCAGGGAAUGCGAGGUAUGACCGUUGCCCUCCAAAAAUCCAUUUCCACUGCGAGGCAUGAGAGGUAAAUUUUCCAACAAUCUAUGGAGAAAAGUCCUUUUUUCCCCCCCUUGGUCUUGUCUGUUUUUUGGGAUUAGGAAAUAAAGGUCAGUGCAUGGUGACUUGUUUUCCAAUAUGAUGGAU